AUGAUCAACACGUUAGAUCCCCGUUACGUGAUCCCUACCCGCAGCUACAUGACCGACAAAGCAGUACCGAGAAUAUAUGACAAAGUCAAAGACGAUGUUAAGUCAGCCCUGAGUUCUGCCCCACGAGUGGCACUGACUUGUGACGGGUGGACAUCGCGAGCCACGGAAGCUUUUGUUACAAUCACUUGCCAUUACGUUGACGAGGAGUGGGAACUGAUGUCGCACGUGUUACAAACGCGAGCCAUGCACGAGAGCCAUACGGGGUCAAACAUUGCAGAGUUACUGAAAGCGGCGCUGGAGGAGUGGGACCUCGUAUCCAAAGACCCAGCUAUUGUGACUGACAACGCCGCAAAUAUGAGCGUCGCAGCGGAGCUUGCCGGUAUGUUGCAUUUCAGGUGCUUCGCUCACACUUUAAACCUGGCCUCGCAGCGUGCACUGAAGCUUCCUGCUGUCGCUCGUUUAUUGGGACGUGUUAGACGGAUAUCCACCUUUUUUAAGCGCAGUAUCACAGCCAGCCACGUACUUCGACAGAAGCAGAAGUUGCUCGAGUUGCCUGAACAUAAACUGAUCACUGAUGUUGUGACGCGCUGGAAUAGCGCGCAUGAUAUGCUCGAGCGCUUUCUUGAGCAGCAACCCGCUGUCUCCGCUGCUCUUCUGUCCAACGAGCUUAGGAAAACCGAGAAAGAAGUUUGCAUAUUUGUGGCCCCUCUUCAUGCUCAGCUCAUCCAGGAUUUCCAAGAGAGCAGAGCAGAUAGUGAGAUAGUGAAAGAAAUCAAAGCGGCUAUUUGCCAAGAUUUGAGCAAGAGGUACAUGAAUCAGCAGAAAGAGACCAUGUAUGUACGUUCAGCACUCGAUCCAAGAUUCAAAGCUUUGCCCUUCCUUCCUGAUGAUGAACGAGAGGAAAUAUACUUGAGAAUCACUGCAGAAGCUCGAAGAAUUCAAGAACUAUUUCAGGAAGAGGCUAAAGUGAUACCAGGAGAGGAGGACAAUCAUGUGGAAGACAAGGAUGACAUUCCUGCCAGCCCACCACCCAAGAAGAAAAAGGACUUGUGCUGUUUGGCUGAUCUGCUUGGUUCAACUUACAGUGCAGGUCCUGCGGUGAGACACAGAACCACACAGGCCCAGGCAGAAGAGGAGAUGUCAAGGUACAAGGAGGCACCACCCCUGUCUCUUGCUGAGGGAAGUCCACUCAGUUGGUGGAAAGAGCACCAGAAUGAAUAUCCACUAAUGUCACGCCUUGCCAAAGUGUACCUGUGCAUUCCAGGGACUAGUGUCUCCUCGGAGCGCGUUUUCUCUACGGCAGGCGAUAUCGUAACAGCACAGAGAAGUGUACUAAGCUCAAAGCAUGUUGACCAACUUCUGUUUUUGAACAAAAAUCUUAAGUCAUAG
Molecule: messenger RNA, 1389 nt
Organism: Labeo rohita (rohu)
Lineage: Eukaryota; Metazoa; Chordata; Actinopteri; Cypriniformes; Cyprinidae
Product: E3 SUMO-protein ligase ZBED1-like
Exons: 3
Coding region: 1-1389 (462 amino acids)
Molecular function (GO): protein dimerization activity
Source: RefSeq, a predicted model, not a curated record